This is a messenger RNA of Penicillium coprophilum, 386 nucleotides long. Its product is annotated as glutaredoxin. Gene Ontology annotation, molecular function: glutathione disulfide oxidoreductase activity. Gene Ontology annotation, biological process: cellular response to oxidative stress. The record is from RefSeq and is a predicted model, not a curated record. Gene Ontology annotation, cellular component: cytoplasm; nucleus. NCBI's taxonomy places the organism in Eukaryota, Fungi, Ascomycota, Eurotiomycetes, Eurotiales, Aspergillaceae. The coding region runs from base 81 to 386 and encodes 101 amino acids. The transcript is spliced from 2 exons.
CUUUUCGUCACAAACCGCCCACCAUUUCGUCCAUCUUCACCCGUCUUUUCGGCUCUUUCGCCGGUCCAAAUCCCGCCGCCAUGUCCGCCGCAAAGACCCGCGCUCAGUCCCUUAUUAACGACAACGCUGUCGUCGUUUUCUCUAAGUCAUACUGCCCUUACUGUGCCUCUUCCAAGAAGUUGCUUGACAGCUUGGAUGCGAAGUACACUACUCUCGAGCUGGAUUUGGAGGAGGAAGGAGCUGCCAUCCAGAGCGCUCUCGCCGAGAUCUCAAACCAGCGCACCGUGCCCAACAUUUUCAUCAACAAGCAGCAUAUCGGCGGAAACUCUGACCUCCAGGCCAAGAAGGACCUGAAGGAGCUGCUCAAGGCCGCUGGUGCGAUCUAA